CAAUCGUUCAAUCAGCAUAACUUUGAAUUAUUAACAAGUGUUUGUGUUCAGUGUAAAUUUAUUAGACAGUUAGAUUAUCGGCUAUUACAAACAAAACAAAAAAAAAUGAAAUUCCUCAUUGUUUUCGGUUUUGUGGCUGCUGUCAGUGCAAUGCCAUAUCAUGGUUUAGUCAAUACUGGUGCUUCAGCCGUUCAACGACAUGAUGAUGGUUAUGGAAAUUAUGCAUUCGGUUAUAAUGAAGAUCAUGCCCAUGGUGGUACAUUCCGUAAAGAAAAAGGAGGACCAGGUUAUCAGGUCGGUUCAUAUGGUCUUCGAGAUGCUGAUGGUCGUAUGCGUAUUGUUGAAUAUAUUGCCGAUGCUCAUGGUUUCCGUGCUUCAAUUUCAACUAAUGAACCGGGAACUGAUCCAAAACAAGAUCCAGCCGCUACCUCGCUUACCUACGGUGGUCAUGCUCCAGGUCCAGUCCCAAUGGCUCCGCUUCCAUUAAUGGAACAUGGUCCAGUCUAUGCUGCUGCUCCAGUUUAUGCUGCUGCUGAACCAGUUUAUGCUAAAGCUUUGGCACAUCCAAUGGCCGCUUCAUACAGUAUUCAACAUGCUUCAUAUUUGCCAGCAAUGGCUAAUCAUUAUUAUCCUGAACCAUUGAUGGCCGGUCAUUAUAAUGUUGGUCAUUAUUAAUAAUAUUUAUUUUUUUUUGUUGUUGUAAAUCUUAACCUAUCCCGCCAUUGAAAUUUGUUUCCCAUUGAUCAUCACUAGUUUUUUAUUAUUUCAGC
Messenger RNA from Dermatophagoides pteronyssinus (European house dust mite), 770 nucleotides. Its product is annotated as cuticle protein 14-like. Gene Ontology annotation, cellular component: chitin-based extracellular matrix. The record is from RefSeq and is a predicted model, not a curated record. NCBI's taxonomy places the organism in Eukaryota, Metazoa, Arthropoda, Arachnida, Sarcoptiformes, Pyroglyphidae. Gene Ontology annotation, molecular function: structural constituent of chitin-based larval cuticle.